UUAAAGCAGUUUACAGUAGUGGUACGGCCAUCAGAGAGAAAGCUGAUGAAGCUGAUGAAGAGUCAUAUAGUUUGUGGCGUGUGACUUAGUGCCAUGAAGAGUUCCACACUUUCAUACUGGACACCAGUAUGAACACUGUCUGAUCCACUGGUCAAACAAGCUCCACCUAUUCCUGUACGUAGACAGACACUGAGGACAGCACAUGUGAUUACCAGAUCAAAGAGCAGACGGACGGACAGAGAGACAAUCUACCUGGACAUGUAUCACGUGUUGGCCCUAUUGCUGUUGCUGUGGAGCUCAGAGUCUGUCAGGUUGGUGGGAAGAGACAGUCGCUGUGCAGGAACACUGGAGCUGAAACAUCAGGGAGACUGGAGACCAGUGAUUGGCUCUGAAUGGACCCUGAAGGAAGCAGCUGUUACCUGCAGAGAACUGGACUGUGGCUCUGCUGUUUCUGUAGGAGUGAAAAAGUCCUCAGACAGAUCUGUGUGGUUGACCAAGUCUGAGUGUGUUCAGUCUGGAUCUGCUCUGAGGGACUGCAUAACAUCAGAGGCCUCUUCCUACAUCCUGGAUCUCAGAUGUUCAGACUCUGUCAGGCUGGUGGAUGGGACUAGUCUGUGCUCAGGCAGACUGGAGGUGAAGUCUGACCAGUCUAACCAGUGGUGGUCCUCAGUGUGUGAAGCUGACUUUGACCAGCAGGAUGCAGAGGUGGUCUGUAGGGAGCUCGGCUGUGGGGCUCCUUCAGUCCUCCAGGGGGCGCUCUAUGGAGAAGUGGAGUCUCCAAUGUGGACCAAAGAGUUCCAGUGUGGAGGCCAUGAGUCUGCUCUCCUGGACUGUAGAAGCUCAGGCUCAGCUAGAAACACCUGCUCACCUGGAAAAGCUGUUGGACUCACCUGCUCAGAGCCUGUCAGGUUGGAGGGAAGAGGCAGUCGCUGUACAGGAACACUGGAGGUGAAACAGGGAAAGUGGAGACCAGUGAUUGGCUCUGAGUGGACCCUGAAGAAAGCAGCUGUUGCCUGCAGAGACCUGGACUGUGGCUCUGCUGUUUCUGUUGGAUGGAGAGAGGAGUCCUCAGUCAGAUCUGUGUGGAGGAUCAAGUCUGAGUGUAUUCAUUCUGGAUCUGCUCUCAGGGACUGUGUAACAUCAGAUUCCUCUUCCUACAUCCUGGAUCUCACCUGUUCAGACUCUGUCAGGAUGGUGGAUGGGACUAGUCUGUGCUCAGGCAGACUGGAGGUGAAGUCUGACCAGUCUAACCAGCGGUGGUCCUCAGUUUGUGAAGCUGACUUUGAUCAGCAGGAUGCAGAGGUGGUCUGUAGGGAGCUCGGCUGUGGGGCUCCUUCAGUCCUCAAGGGGGCGUUCUAUGGAGAAGUGGAGGCUCCAAUGUGGACCAAAGAGUUCCAGUGUGGAGGCGAUGAGUCUGCUCUUCUGGACUGUAGAAGUUCAGGCUCAGCUAGAAACACCUGCUCACCUGGAAAAGCUGUUGGGCUCACCUGCUCAGAGUCUGUCAGGUUGAAGGGAGGAGACAGUCGCUGUGCAGGAACACUGGAGCUGAAACGGGGAGAAUGGAGACCAGUGUUUGGCUCUGACUGGACCCUGAAGGAAGCAGCUGUUGCCUGCAGAGAACUGGACUGUGGCUCAGCUGUUUCUGUAGGAGGGAGAAAGGAGUCCUCAGUCAGAUCUGUGUGGUGGAUCAGGUCUGACUGUGUUCAGUCUGGAACUGCUCUCAGGGACUGUGUAACAUCAAGUUCCUCUUCUUACAUCCUGGGUCUCACCUGUUCCGACUCUGUCAGGAUGGUGGGUGGGUCUAGUCUGUGCUCAGGCAGACUGGAGGUGAAGUCUGACCAGUCUAACCAGUGGUGGCUCUCAGUGUGUGAAGCUGACUUUGACCAGCAGGAUGCAGAGGUGGUCUGUAGGGAGCUCGGCUGUGGGGCUCCUUCAGUCCUCCAGGGGGCGCUCUAUGGAGAAGUGGAGUCUCCAAUGUGGACCAAAGAGUUCCAGUGUGGAGGCCAUGAGUCUGCUCUUCUGGACUGUAGAAGCUCAGGCUCAGCUAGAAACACCUGCUCACCUGGAAAAGCUGUUGGACUCACCUGCUCAGAGCCUGUCAGGUUGGAGGGAAGAGGCAGUCGCUGUGCAGGAACACUGGAGGUGAAACAGGGAGAAUGGAGACCAGUGUUUGGCCCUGGCUGGACCCUGAAGGAAGCAGCUGUUGCCUGCAGAGAACUGGACUGUGGGUCUGCUGUUUCUGUAGGACGGAGAAAGGAGUUGUCAAACAGACCUAUGUGGAGGAUCACCUCUGACUGUGUUCAGUCUGGAUCUUGUCUGAGGGACUGUGCAAAAUCACUGUUCACUUCCCUUACCCUGUAUCUCACCUGUUCAGACUCUGUCAGGCUGGUGGAUGGGACUAGUCUGUGCUCAGGCAGACUGGAGGUGAAGUCUGACCAGUCUAACCAGUGGUGGUCCUCAGUUUGUGAAGCUGACUUUGGUCAGCAGGAUGCAGAAGUGGUCUGUAGGGAGCUCAGCUGUGGGGCUCCUUCAGUGUUCAAGGGGGCGCUCUAUGGAGAAGUGGAGGCUCCAAUGUGGACCAAAGAGUUCCAGUGUGGAGGCCAUGAGUCUGCUCUCCUGGACUGUAGAAGCUCAGGCUCAGCUAGAAACACCUGCUCACCUGGAAAAGCUGUUGGACUCACCUGCUCAGAGCCUGUCAGGUUGGUGGGAGGAGACAGUCGCUGUGCAGGAACACUGGAGCUGAAAUAUCAGGGGGAAUGGAGACCAGCGUUUGGCUCUGACAGGACCCUGAAGGAAACAGCUGUUGUCUGCAGAGAACUGGACUGUGGCUCUGCUGUUUCUGUAACACUGAUACAGGAGUCCUCCGUCAGAUCUGUGUGGAUAAUCACAUCUGACUGUGUUCAGUCUGGAUAUGCUCUGAGGGAGUGUGCAACAUCAGCUUCAUCUUCCUACAUCCUGUAUCUCACCUGUUCAGAUUUUGGGAGAAAACCAACAGUUCUUAUCAUCAGAGUGGUCGCCCUGCUGCUGACUCUGCUGUUGGUGACCACCGCCCUCUGCUUCUACUGUAAGGCCUGCAGGGGCCAGAAGCCGGGCAGACAGGAGAACAUUGAGCUGGAUGAUUAUAACCUGGGUGUUCCUGCAGCUGAAGGAGGGCUGACUGAAGAGGAAGGUGCUCAGGGAGCAGAGUAGGACCUCCAAGGAGCUCCUCUCACAUCCACAUGGAUUUCACAGCUGACAGACAACCAUCAGCUCAGUCGAGGAUUUUACAAUUUUAUACUCAUGUUGGCUGAAAUGAUUAUAUUACAUUAUAUUUGUAUUACUCUAAGCAUGAAAAGACCAAAAUCAACAACAUGUUGUCCAUCUCACAAUACUUUGACUUCAAUUCAAUACAGACAGACACAGAGAGACUGAGGUCCAAGCACCAAGUCUGGAAUUACAAUACUCGAUCAGAUUUGGUGAUGUUUAAACAAUUGAAUUUUGACAAACAAAUAUUUGACAAACAGACAAUGUACAAUAUUAAAAGUCAGCAGCUGUUUGACACCAAUGUAAUCUUGUUAGUGAGAUAUGAACUUUAUAACUUUACUUUAGCACCCCCUUGUGGUCGACAUGGGGUUUUUCUGUGAGCAAAGAAGUACCUAAAUAUAUGUGUAUUGUCGAUACUACGAGAGAAGGACCACAUUAAGUCUAAUCUGGGAAAAAAUGAUCAAAU
Dicentrarchus labrax (European seabass) is the source of this 3709-nucleotide messenger RNA. RefSeq names its product scavenger receptor cysteine-rich type 1 protein M160-like. The transcript has 12 exons. Gene Ontology annotation, cellular component: membrane. The record is from RefSeq and is a predicted model, not a curated record. The coding region runs from base 259 to 3189 and encodes 976 amino acids. NCBI's taxonomy places the organism in Eukaryota, Metazoa, Chordata, Actinopteri, Moronidae.